AUGGCAAAAUUUUUGCCAAUUGGCUUCCAGUUGGUUCUAAUUAUACUACCACCACAGCACCAACAGAGCGCCAAACCUCCACCACAGCGCCAUGAUGGCAACAUUAUAUAUGAAGCUAAUGGCAACGCUGUUUGCCAAUUAACUUUUGGCAAUGCCAAGUGGAUGCCAUUAGGCUGCCACGUGGCACUCGUGUGCCGAUCGGGAAUAGAUGAUGAUAAUUGUGAUGGCUGUAAGCAUAUUGAUCAUAAGAGUCCGAAUAGAGUCCAGAAAAUCCUACGAGAUGAAACGCAUUCCCACCCAAGUAGUUUUCGAGAGCGUUUAUUGAAUUUCACCAGUGCCAAUGUAGGUGUUACAAAGUAUGGGGAAGCAACAAAUAGCAAUAAUCUCAGAAAGCGUAAUUCGGAGCUCGUGCUCGGAACAAAUUUUGAGAGUGGCACGACAGCGACAAGCGUGUAUAAAAAUUGCCAAAGCUAUCGCAUUUCUAAAACAUUCGAUUCGUGUGACAAUAUUUUCUCACAAAAACAGCCGUCAGAUCACAAUCGAACACAUGUGACAAAUAAAAGCAAUCACUCAUUGUCAACGGAAUCGGAUCAAAAAUCAAUACCAUACAGUUUCCUGGAACGUCCGUCAAUGAAGUUGUCUCAUUCUGAGGAUCAAAAUAUUAAAGACCUUAAAAUUGCGUUAUCAUCGACUCUUCCAAUGGCAAAUAAUGCAACUUAUAAUCCUUUGGUUUCCAAUCCUACAAACAACAAAGCUCAAACUAUCGGAAAUUUAAAAAGUUCCAAUCUCAUUACUCAUUCGCAGUCAUGCACGUCCACAUCAUCAACGUCAUCGAAAAAUGAUAAAAUAUCCUACUCAUUGUCGACAUCGUCCACGUCCGAAUCAAUCGUACGAAGACAAAAACAACAACAGCAGCAGCAUCAGCAACAUUUAUUGAAUAAUCAAAAGGAUAGUAGUAAAAUGGCGCUAGACGAACAGCCACAGCAGCAAGUCACAACACAAUCACAGAGCAUUGAUAAUCAAAAUGAUAAUAAAAACGAAGAUAAUAAAAUGAUUAUAGGAACAUCAUGCGAUAAUAAAGUUGCGUCGUCCAAUGUAAAUAAUAAUAACAUAAAUAACAAUGGCAAUAAUGGAAGUAGCAGACGCAAAGGCAAAGGAUCGGAAAGUAAAUUGGCCAUAGACCUUAAUGAUCGAUCAAAAUAUACGGAAGAGGUGUCUGUAUGA
This is a messenger RNA of Chironomus riparius, 1224 nucleotides long. NCBI's taxonomy places the organism in Eukaryota, Metazoa, Arthropoda, Insecta, Diptera, Chironomidae. The record is from the annotation of a GenBank genome assembly.